CGCGUUGCAAGCAGCCAAUCGGAGGGGCGGUGUCGCUUGUUGUUGCACUGUGAGGCGGCUGCGCUCCGGGCGUCGGUGCCGGCCGCCGCCGGAGGGGGAGGAACAGGAGGCCCCGUGAGGCCCCCGGCCCGGGCGCCCGCUCGUCUGCCCCGCUGCCUGCCCCGCUGCCUGCCGGCCCCGCAGCCCCGCGGAGGGCGGGGAGAUGCAGCCCCCGGGCCCUCAGCAGCAGCAGCAGCCGCCGCCGCCGCUCUACGCGCCCAGCAGCGGGGACUUCACCUUCGUCUCCUCGGCAGACGCCGAAGAUCUUAGUGGCUCCAUAACAACUCCAGAUGUUAAGCUAAAUCUUGGAGGAGAAUUCAUCAAAGAAUCUACUGCAACUACAUUCCUAAGACAGAGAGGGUAUGGCUGGCUUCUGGAAGUGGAAGAUGAUGACCCAGAAGACAACAAGCCACUCCUGGAAGAACUCGACAUUGAUCUGAAGGAUAUUUACUACAAAAUUCGAUGUGUUUUGAUGCCUAUGCCAUCUCUUGGGUUUAAUAGGCAAGUAGUGAGAGACAAUCCAGACUUCUGGGGUCCUCUGGCAGUUGUCCUCUUCUUCUCAAUGAUUUCAUUAUAUGGACAAUUUAAGGUUGUUUCUUGGAUUAUAACUAUUUGGAUAUUUGGAUCCUUGACAAUUUUUUUACUGGCCAGGGUUCUUGGAGGAGAAGUUGCUUAUGGCCAAGUUCUUGGUGUGAUAGGAUAUUCCCUACUUCCCCUCAUUGUCAUAGCACCUGUGCUUUUGGUGGUUGGAUCCUUUGAAGUUGUUUCUACCCUAAUAAAAUUGUUUGGAGUCUUCUGGGCUGCAUACAGUGCUGCAUCAUUACUAGUUGGAGAAGAAUUCAAGACCAAGAAACCCCUUCUAAUUUAUCCAAUCUUUUUAUUAUACAUUUAUUUUCUGUCCUUGUACACUGGGGUGUGAUCUAGUGCAAGAUGUGGCCAGAAACCAUAUUUUAGUCACUUGCAAACUGAUAAUGCGUAAGAUUAAGGAGGCAGGAGAUAAUAUAAGUGACUGUUUUGUAUCCAGUUGUCAAGAUGUUUUAAGAUCGAAGAGCAUAUUUGUGUAUAUUAUUUAAUGAAGCAACUGUAGCUAUAUAGAUUUGUAUCAAAGUUCCAGGUUUGUUUGACUCUUCAGAUUUUAAUGAAUAAAACAGAACAACCUUGUGUUUUAUAAGGAAGUGUAGCAAAACCACAACUCGAUACCUGUGCCAAAAGCACUAGGACCAGAUUACUAUAUUCGAGGAGAAGAAUGAGUAGUUAACUGUAACAAUCUCAAAGUGCAAUUUUUCUUUUGAGCUUAAACACAGCUGACUUUUUUGGCACAGCAAAUUCUGUAGAUAAUAUAUAUUUAUGAAAAAGUCCUGAUUGUUCAUGGAAAAGUCUGUAUGAUCAAGACAUAAAGAUACUACUUUUAAUUUAGUGCCUCAAUUACUUUGAUUUGGCUAUUGAGUUUUUAUAAAUUCCAAUUUGUUUUCAAAACAUGUAUAUACUGUGUAUUUUGUAUCUAUGGCUUGUGUGUAGCGUCAAUACUCCUUGGUUAAGGAUGUAUAUUGGGUUUUUAAAAAUUGAAGAUACGAGUAUUUGAAGUAUUCACUUACUAUCUCUGACCAAAGGAGCAAGAUACUGCGUGACAUAAUUAAAAUGCAUAUUUAGAGAAUCAAAUUAUUUUACUUAAAAGUAUAAAUUUACAGAGAAAUGGGUGAAUACCUUUCUCAACUGUAGUGCUGGCUUAAUGUUGGAGAAAAAAAGAUGAUCUAUCAAAUUUGUGUGAUCUUUAAACAAUGUUAUUUUAUGAUGACAAAAUAAAAAUAAUGCUUCCCUAACUAUGUUUUACAACAUCUUGCUCUGUCUUGUAAAGCAAUGGUAUUUAAUAGCAUGGUAUUUAACAUGCAUCCAUUUUCCAUUUCACCCCCCCUCCGCCCCCAGUGUUAAUCCCUUGUAAAGAGACAUAAAAAAGAUUUGUAAGGCCAGAUUCCCCCCCCACUAAAUAAGGUAGAAUUACAGCCUUAGUAACAAUUAGUGUCUUGCAAAUUUUGACUAUCCAAGGAUUAUGUAAUAAUGUGAUGACACGUUAAAUAUUUCCUGUGUACUGUGUUGAUUGCUUAUGUAAUGGUCCUUAUGGUAAUGUUUCUUCACAAGGGAAGUCCACUUUGCAUGGUACUAACUUAGGCAUUUGCAAUCUUCAGUUUCUCAAUAUUUUUUUUUGGUAACAGGAGAAAAAAAAGCAUUCCCCAUGUCUUUUUUCCUGUUUUUCUAACUUAAUGCUGCAAAUAAAAAUCAACCAUGACGAGGUA
Phalacrocorax carbo (great cormorant) is the source of this 2330-nucleotide messenger RNA. Lineage: Eukaryota; Metazoa; Chordata; Aves; Suliformes; Phalacrocoracidae. The record is from RefSeq and is a predicted model, not a curated record.